AUGAAACCACAAGGAUACCCAGCUCUGUUUCUCUGCCUCACUCUGGCAGCCUGCCCAUUGGUAGAUGGCUUGGUUGUGCCGCCCAUAAUUUGGAGCGGGAAAUCCGCCACAACGCGGUUAUUCCUGGCCAAAAAGAAGCGCAACACCAAAAAGGCGGGCAAUUCUGCGAGUGGUGGAUUUGCCGCCACGGUCAAGAAAAAUAAGUCCACCAAUGUGGGUGGCGACUAUGCCAUGUUUCCAGCACUGGAGCCAGACGUCAAGGGCACACUGGUAGCAUCACCCGAUGAUCCAAAUAAUGAUCCGCCCCGAGAGUUGCCCAAUGAGAUUUAUCAACGUCUCGACCAAAUCUACGGAUUUUCACAAUUCAACUACGAAAAUAGUCCAGUGGCAGAAGAAGAAGAAGAAGAAACGACAAUGUCCUUUCAAGAUUUGAUUUCUGGAAAUUUGGAAGAAGAAGACGAAGACGAGGACGACAAUGAUACCCACCAAAUAUUAUCCCAAUUACCACCGUUUGAACAGUUUCACGUCCUUCAUGUAGACCCCUUGGUGAUAUCCGUGCAAGAUUUCUUUACCAGUGAAGAAUGCGAUGCCUACGUCGACAUGCCAAACUUGCCUGACAAAGAAAUGUUCCAAACAGGAUCCAUGACGGUGGGAAAAGAUGCCAAGAGCAAGGCACAACGAACCAGCACCACUUGGUUCAAUCAUUACAAAAACGUCCCCGCAUUAAUGGCAAAAGCAUCCCGCUUGUUGGGUUUGGAGGGAAUUGAUCAGUGGGAAGAACCUCAGACUGUACGAUACCGAAGAAGCGAAAAAUUUACAUGGCACUUGGAUGCCCUGGGGCCACAAGAGUUGACCUCCAGCAAGGGAGGACAGCGGAUAGCCACUGUGUUGGUGUAUCACACCGAUUUGGAGGAAAACGAAGGUGGUGCCACAAUUUUUCGUGAUUUGCGAGACAAGAAUGGCGAUCGAUUGAAAGUUCAACCCAAGAAAGGAUCGGCUUUGAUAUUCUUUCCCUCUGCGGGUGGGAUCCCCAAUCAACCUUUGGAUAUUCGUACUUUGCAUUGUGGCGAGUCGGUUGCUGAAUCGAGCCAACACGAUAAAUGGAUCUCACAGCUCUGGCUACGAGCUACUCGCAAUGCCUACCAACCCACGGCACCCGAUGGGAAUACCCAUGCGGCUGCCACCGAAGCCAUUGCAGACUAUUGCAAGGCGGCAGCGUAA
Seminavis robusta is the source of this 1221-nucleotide messenger RNA. The record is from the annotation of a GenBank genome assembly. NCBI's taxonomy places the organism in Eukaryota, Bacillariophyta, Bacillariophyceae, Naviculales, Naviculaceae.